Molecule: messenger RNA, 1163 nt
Organism: Tachysurus vachellii
Lineage: Eukaryota; Metazoa; Chordata; Actinopteri; Siluriformes; Bagridae
Gene: sco1
Product: protein SCO1 homolog, mitochondrial
Exons: 7
Coding region: 156-1031 (291 amino acids)
Biological process (GO): mitochondrial respiratory chain complex IV assembly
Source: RefSeq, a predicted model, not a curated record
UAUCCGCAUUUUAGUUUCACUCCAUGCCAUUCAGGAGGCUGACCUCAAAACUGUGUAUUGGGUUUUUUUUAAUGGCGUUUAUUUCGAUAUUCAUUUCAUAAACGUGUGUUUUUGUAAAAGAGACCUAGAUCAGUGUAUAUUUUGCAGUGAAAGUCAUGGCCACACUGGUUUUACAGGGUGUCAGGUGUUUUAUUUCCAGGCCAUUCAUUCUCCAUAAUAAGUCUUAUUGGAGCUCCUACACAACAUGUACACAACUGUUAAAUAGGGCAACUUGCACUCAGCUGAAUGCAGCAGCUCUCACAUGCAGAAGUCCUGUAUUUCCCAAUGUGAGGACUCUGUCUUCUGUCCCUCCACCACCAUCACCUGGAGACAAAAAAUCUACAGAGAAGAAGUUUGGUCCCGUCACAUGGAAAUCUCUCGCUAUCACGUUUGCCUUGGGUGGAACUCUUCUUCUGGGCAUGAAAUACUUUAAAAAAGAAAAAGAGGAAAAGUUUGAGAAAGAGAGAACAAGGUCUUUAGGGAAACCAGCCCUUGGAGGUCCAUUCUCUCUCGUGGAUCACAACGGCAAACCCUCAAAAAGUGAAGACUACCUCGGCCAAUGGGUGCUGAUCUAUUUUGGAUUCACACACUGUCCAGAUAUCUGUCCUGAUGAACUGGAGAAAAUGAUUGCAGUCGUGGAUGAAAUUGACAGGAUAAAGACGCUCCCAGAUUUAACACCGGUUCUGAUCACGAUCGAUCCAGAAAGGGAUACACCUGAGGCACUGGCAGCAUAUGUCAAAGAGUUCUCCCCAAAGCUGAUAGGCAUGACAGGAACAACGGCACAAAUCGAGCAGGUCUCCAGAGCCUACAGAGUGUACUACAGUCAGGGUCCAAAAGAUGAAGACAACGACUACAUUGUGGAUCAUACCAUCAUUAUGUACCUGGUGGGUCCUGAUGGAAAGUUUGUAGACUAUUACGGCCAGAACAAGAAGUCAGCUGAGAUCUCCUCUUCUAUUGCGUCACACAUGAGGAAGCACAGACAGGCCAAGUAAUGAAAGAUGGAAAGAUUAAUGUACUCAAUGGUCUCACGUUGUUCUCACGUGACUCUGUGAAUAUUCAUAAUUACUUUAAUAUCAAUUUCUGUAUAAAAGAUUGUUUGCAUAUUAAAAGGGUAUUAAAUAAAA